This is a messenger RNA of Lizanozyma spartinae, 2334 nucleotides long. RefSeq names its product GTPase-activating protein (gene SEC23). Gene Ontology annotation, molecular function: GTPase activator activity; zinc ion binding. Gene Ontology annotation, biological process: endoplasmic reticulum to Golgi vesicle-mediated transport; intracellular protein transport; COPII-coated vesicle budding. NCBI's taxonomy places the organism in Eukaryota, Fungi, Ascomycota, Pichiomycetes, Serinales, Debaryomycetaceae. The record is from RefSeq and is a predicted model, not a curated record. The transcript has a single exon. The coding region runs from base 1 to 2334 and encodes 777 amino acids. Gene Ontology annotation, cellular component: COPII vesicle coat; endoplasmic reticulum exit site.
AUGGAUAAUCUUCAAUAUGGGUCACAAUUUGACGGCCAAGAACAAAUGGGGGGAGAUGGCCCAUUGGACUUUGAAGAAGCUGAAGAUAUGAAUGGAGUACGUUUAUCAUGGAAUUGUUUCCCUUCUACAAAAGCAGAAGCUGCUAAGAUAGUUGUUCCUACUGGUGCAUUAUAUACACCAUUGAAAGCCAAAGAAGAUUUGGCUAUUGCCCAAUAUGAUCCUGUUAUAUGUCAAAAUGCUAGUUGUAAGGCUAUUUUGAAUCCUUAUUGUUCUGUUGACCCCAGUGGUUUUUGGAUGUGUACAAUGUGUAAAAACAGAAAUGGAUUACCUGGUGUUUAUAAAGGAAUCAAUUAUGAUAACUUACCAUUGGAAUUAAAUGCUGCUAAUUCCACCAUUGAAUAUAUUACUGCCAGACCUGUGCAAAACCCUCCGAUCUUCAUGUUUGUUGUGGAUACUUGUCAAGAUGAAGAUAAUUUGAAUGCCUUGAAGGAAUCUUUAACGAUUUCUUUGAGUUUCUUACCUCCAAAUGCAUUGGUUGGGUUCAUUGCUUAUGGAACAAUGGUUCAAGUUUAUGAUUUGGGCUCAGAAAAGAUCAACAAAUCAUAUAUCUUUAGAGGUGAUAAAGAAUAUACAGAAAAACAAAUCAGUGAAAUGUUAAAUAAACCAACAUUAAGUCCAGGCCAUGGAGGAGGAAUCCAUGGGGGACCACAAUUUGUUAAUUCUUUAAGUAGAUUCUUAUUACCUGUUGAAGAUGUUGAAUUUGGUUUAACUGCUAUUUUGGAAAACUUGAGUAAAGAUUCAUGGCCUGUAGCUCAUGGAAACAGACCUUUUAGAUGUACUGGAUCUGCUCUUAACGUUGCCACUACUUUAUUAGGAUCUGCUUUCCCUGGUACAGGUGCCAGAAUCAUGUUGUUCACCGGAGGUCCAUGUUCUUUAUCACCUGGUUUGAUUGUUGGCCAACAUUUGAAAGAAGCUCUUAGAUCUCAUAGUGAUAUUGAUAAGGAUAAUAGUAUUGCCAAGCAUAUGAAGAAAGCAACGAAAUACUAUGAAAUGAUUGCUGAUAGGGCCGUUAAGAAUUCCCAUAUUAUUGAUAUUUUUGCUGGUUGUUAUGAUCAAACUGGGUUAUAUGAAAUGAGAGGCAUGUCUAAUAAAACUGGUGGAACCAUUUUAUUAACCGAUGCUUUCACCACUUCUAUUUUCAAACAAUCAUUCCUUAGAUUGUUUAAUAAGGAUUCCGAUGGAUAUCUUCUUAUGGGAUUCAAUGGUACUUUAGAAGUUAAAACUUCUAGAGAAUUAAAAGUAAGUGGAUUAAUUGGACAUGCAAGUUCAUUGAAUAUUAAAUCACCAAAUGUUUCUGAAAAUGAGUUGGGUCUAGGAGGUACUUCACAAUAUAGAUUAUGUGGGAUUUCACCUCAGGAUUCCUAUGCUGUAUUCUUUGAUAUUGCUAAUACUCAACCAUUACCACCAAAUUCCCAAUGUUUUAUUCAAUUUGUUACUCAUUAUCAACAUUCUUCUGGGACAUUUAGAAUUAGAGUCACUACUAUUUCCAAUUAUUUGACUCAAGAUGAACAAACAUUGACCAAUUCCUUUGAUCAAGAAGCUGCUGCUGUCCUUUUAGCCAGAGUUACUUUAUUCAAAGCAGAACAAGAUGAUGGUGCAGAUGUUUUAAGAUGGGUUGAUCGGAUGCUUAUCAGAUUAUGUCAGAAAUUUGCUGAUUAUAGAAAAGAUGUUGGAGAAUCUUUUAGAUUACCUCCACCAUUCUCCUUAUUUCCUCAAUUCGUAUAUUACUUGAGAAGAUCACAGUUCUUACAAGUGUUUAACAAUUCUCCAGAUGAAACAGCAUUCUAUAGACACGUUUUCGUCAAUGAAGAUACCAACAAUUCAUUACUUAUGAUUCAACCAUCAUUGACAUCCUUUUCAUUGGAUAAUGAACCAGAACCCGUGCUUUUGGAUUCUGUUUCCAUUAGAGAUGAUCGAAUCUUGUUAUUGGAUACCUUCUUUCACAUUUUAAUUUACCAUGGGAAAACCAUAGCUCAAUGGAGAAAAGCUGGAUACCAAGAUUUACCAGAUUAUGAAAACUUCAAGAGUUUGUUAGAAUUACCCAAACAAGAAGCCAUUGAAUUAUUAUCUGAUAGAUAUCCAUUACCAAGAUUUAUUGAUACAGAAGAAGGUGGUUCUCAAGCAAGAUUCUUAUACGCCAAAUUGAAUCCUUCCACCACUUAUAACAAUAAUUCUACAUUUGGUGCUGGUGGAGCAAUUGUAUUGACCGAUGAUGUGUCUUUACAAGUAUUUAUGGCUCAUUUACAGAAGUUAGUUGUUAGUGGAUCUAGUUAA